This is a messenger RNA of Pyricularia grisea, 1830 nucleotides long. RefSeq lists its product as uncharacterized. The transcript has 2 exons. The record is from RefSeq and is a predicted model, not a curated record. Bases 1 to 1830 code for a protein of 609 amino acids. Gene Ontology annotation, molecular function: oxidoreductase activity. Lineage: Eukaryota; Fungi; Ascomycota; Sordariomycetes; Magnaporthales; Pyriculariaceae.
AUGGGCAAAGUCAAAACGUUAGACCUGUCCAACACAAGCGGCGCCUACUUUGCGCCCGCCACCAUCACCCCCGCUGGCAGCCGCCUUUUGCACCUCGCCGGCCAGGUCGGUGAAACAAAGGAUGGCAUAUUGCCGGCUGAUUACCAAUCACAGAUCCACCUGGCGUUGCUUAACCUCCGAAAGAUAAUAGUGGCAGCAGGCGCCAGCAUAAAAGACAUUGCGAAGCUGACGCUGUACAUUGUCAACUAUGAUUACACCAAACGCCUGCACAUUCGGCACCUUCGAAAGUUCCUCAAAGGCCACAGGCCCGCAAUCACCCUGGUGCCCGUGCCAACGUUGGCUGUAGCUUCUUGGCUGUUUGAGGUUGAUGCGGUUGUUGUGCAGCCAGACCCUGCCUCGAUCGUACCGCCGGCACUGUCGGUUGCCAGGGCGAGCGACAGGUACGAUGCGGUCAUUGUUGGCGCAGGGCUGGCUGGUCUAUCUGCCGCACACGAGCUGAUAAAGGCUGGCCUGUCCUGCAUUAUCCUCGAGUCGCGAGAUCGAGUCGGUGGCAAGACGUGGAGUCAGGAAUUGGCCGGAGGCAAAGGCGUUGUUGAUCUGGGGGCAGCAUGGAUAAACGACACCAACCAAACCAGAAUGUUCGAUAUAGCUAAACGGUAUGGAGCCGAGCUGAUCGAGCAGAACACGCAGGGCAACGUCGUUCUCGAGGAUUUCGAUGGCAAUGUUUCGUCCUUUACAUACGGAGAUUUACCUCAUUUCGACACAGCUUCAAGAAAGAACGUCGAGGAAAUCAGAGACAUGUGUGAGGCCGACUGUCAAGCUCUUGAUACCUGGAAGCCGGAGAACACAGAGCUCGACUCGAUGACCAUGGAAGCCUACCUAAGGUCCAGGGGCGCCAGCAAGGCGGCUCUGGCGUCGGCUAUGGUCUGGACGCGAGCCAUGCUGGGGCAGGACCCUGCGGACGUCUCUGCCUUGUAUUUUCUCAACUAUUGCAAGUCUGGCGGCGGCUUGCUGCAGAUGCGCUCCGACCGCAAAGGCGGCGGUCAACACCUGCGAGUCCGCCAGGGAACGCAGUUUUUCGCUAAAUCCAUGGCUGCAGCGCUUCCGGAGGGAAUUGUUCGUCUGGACAACUCCGUCCGUGCCAUUGUCGGUGAGGAGGUAGGUGGGCAAUUAAAGGUACAGACCAAGGGUGGUAUUGUCUAUUCAGCUCGCAAGGUUAUCACCACCGUUCCCGGGCCUGCGCUGCAGAGCAUCUUGUUUUACCCUCCUCUGUCCCCUGUGAAGCGGGUCUGGGCCGAGUCCCUCAGCUACGGCUACUACACCAAGGCCAUGAUGCAGUUCAAGACACCAUUCUGGGUCGAAAAGGGCUUUUGUGGCCUUGCUCAAUCCUUCAUCGGCCCUGCCAGUGUCGUCCGAGACACUUCAAGCCCGGCGGAUGACAAGCACAUUUUGACGUGCUUCAUGGCAUCUGACCCUGGUAUCGCCUGGUCAAAGCUGUCAGCCUGCGAGAAGGAGCUUGCCUUAAUGAAGCAGCUGAGCAAGCUCUUCGAUAUGAGCAAUCUGGCAGACCAGUUUGUAUCGCUCAACCUCUACGAGUGGAACAAUGACGAGUGGGCUGGCUGGGGCUGUCCGUGCACUGCACUUUCUCCUGGCGUGCUCGACACGCUUGGUGGUGACGGUUUGCGCCUUCAAGCUGGCAACUUGCACUUUGCUGGGACCGAGACUGCUGGCGAGUGGAAGGGCUACAUGGAGGGUGCAGUUCGCAGCGGUGAGCGUGCUGCCGCCGAAGUUAUCAGAGACUUGAGUGUAGGUCCUGUUUCCAAGCUGUAG